This is a messenger RNA of Exophiala spinifera, 1521 nucleotides long. RefSeq lists its product as uncharacterized. Lineage: Eukaryota; Fungi; Ascomycota; Eurotiomycetes; Chaetothyriales; Herpotrichiellaceae. The record is from RefSeq and is a predicted model, not a curated record. Gene Ontology annotation, cellular component: nucleus; 90S preribosome. Gene Ontology annotation, biological process: maturation of SSU-rRNA. The transcript has a single exon. Bases 1 to 1521 code for a protein of 506 amino acids.
AUGGGUAAACGAAAACGUGAAGCCGAUGAAGACCAAGAUCACGAUGACAAGGUCCAAGUUCCAGAUGCAGACCCGGCCCUCUCCAACCAAAUCUCACGGCUCAAAAGCAGUCUUAGCCGCGGAAUCAAAUCGCUGCACAGCACACUGAAGUUGGCGCGCGGGUUCGAGAGACAGAAACUCGGCCGUCGGCAGAAAUCCGCAACCGACAAUCCUCACCAGUUACUCCGGCUGCGCGAGGAGGUGAUUGUCCUCAAGCAGCUCGACCUCGAGCGCACAGCGAAACAGUACCUCGUCAAACAGCUCGUCAGGUCGACGAGGACGAAAUCCCACCCGGCAGUCGUAUCUCUUUACGGACCGGAUCCGCACCUCGAGCAGCCCAAAUCCACGGCCGAGGGGAACGUGCUGGGACGCCUGUUCAACUCGGCACCCGUGAAGCAGGUUUUGCCGGGUCUUUUGAACGGUCUGUUCGAUGUGCUUGGUGUAUCGGCGCCAGGAGGAGGAAAGGCCGAGGAUGGGGCCAACGAUCAGCGACGCCGGACUGGUAAGAAAAGCAACGUUGGAGCUGAGCCUGAGCCUGGAUCCGGAUCCGGAUCUGGCUUAAGCGAAAAUGAACGAAGCUUGGUAUUUUCUGGAGAUGAGGUCGACGAGGUUCGAGACGAGUCUGACGGGUCUUUCAAUGGAUUUUCAGACGGAAAGUCAGGCGAUGUCCACAGUGAUGACGACGAUGACGAGCCAGAAAGACCUGAUUACAUAUCCGAUGUUGAAAUGGAUCGCUUACUAUCUGAACAUCAAGAUCGCUUGGCUUCUUCUAGUGAUGACGACGAGGAAGAUGGUGACGACGAUAGAGACGAUCUGGACCUAUCGACACGCCACACCGACGGUACCACCCGUGGACGGUCAUCAAGAGACGACAUUGCAGUUUCCCUCAGUCCCGAACCGCAACUGUCGAGUCGAUCAAAGAACACAAAGCGUGUCCAAAAAGCGGCAUCAGUGGCACCGACGUCAACGUCAACCUCAUUCCUCCCGUCACUCAGUCUAGGAGGAUACUAUUCCGGUUCAGAGUCCGGUGACGACGGCGACAACGAUCGAGACUACAGCGACGGCCCACCGUCCGCCAAAACACGCAACAAUCGACGCGGUCAACGAGCGCGGCAAAAGAUCGCAGAGAAGAAGUUCGGCAAGAACGCCAAGCAUCUCGCGAAACAGAAGGACAAACAACGAGGUCAAGACUCCAGAAACGCAGGGUGGGACGCGCAGAGGGGCGCAGUGACCGGUAAACAGCAUGGCAGAGAUCGGUUCCGUAACGGCAGCGGUCGUGGUGUUGGCGAUGGUGGCGGCAAAGGGGACGGCAGACGAGACCAGAGGGACCAAGACGCAAGAGGGUCCAGAGCAGCGCCUCUACAACCCAAGAAACGAGAUGACCAGGGCUCUCUCCAUCCUUCGUGGGAAGCCGCGAAGAAGAGAAAAGCACAAGGCGAGAGUCAGCCGACGUUUGCCGGGAGGAAGAUCACGUUUGACUGA